AUGGGUACUUCAAAGUGCACUCAAUUUGUGACAUCAGAUCGUGAAAAAUGGGAUAAGGUAUUUGGUGGCCUACUAAAAUUAAUAAAGAACCAACAAGAACAGCUCGAAACUUUCUUAAAAGAGAGGAAAAUUCUUGAGGAUCGGGUUAAAACGCAACAUGAAAGAUGGUUUUCUGAUAUUCGUUUCUAUGAGGAUUAUAUUUUACAGAUAAACGGGGAUUUGGUGGAGAAAGACAUGGCGUGUCUGCUCGAGACCGCCAAAGGUGAUUUGAUGUUGGAUUUGAAGCAGAGAGAGGCCUCUCUUCACAAAUCCAGAUUAGAGCAAACAGAAGAUGAAUUGGCAGAUUUUCGAGCAUGGUUCGACUACCUCUCUCAGAACCUAAAAUCAAAUUCUAAAGAAACUGCCAAUGGAAAGGGAGGUAGUCAUAGUGAUUUAAAGUCUAAUGGUGCUAAGAAGUUGGAAGCUGAAGUAGAAAGGUUAAAGCUUGAAAACGAGAAGCUUGUUUCUGAAAAGAAUUCUGAAGUAUCUGCACUCCUGAAAGAGAAAACUUUUGUGUGGAAUCAAUAUAGUAUUCUAGAAAGCAAUCUGACCAGUAAAUUAAGGAGUAAAGAAGCUGAAGUUGAAAAGGCGAAUGAGAAGAUAGUGGAAGUUCUUGCCACUGCAGAGUUGCUCCAAUCAUCUAAUGAUGAAAAGGAUGAAAUUAUUCGUAGAUUGAAUACUAAGGUGGCCAAGAUGGAAGCUGACACAGAGAAUCAGAAGGAAGAAAUUUCCAAACUCUCCCAGCAGUUGGAAUUUUUAAGAAAGUCAAGAAGUGCUCAAGUUACACCUAUAAUGAAACCUUGCGGUGCACAAGCUAGAACUUCCACACUGGGAAUCAAAAGCUGUGACAAAAAGGUUAGAAAUCUCGUUGACAGGAAAGUAUUGGCAGCUAUACAAGCCACUGUUCCUUCCAAAGAUGCUGAAAAGGGUAGCGGAAGCUUGAAGAAAAAAGGAUUGACUUUACCAUUUCAGAAACUCCAAGAUUGUUCUCUUCUACCUUCAAAGUUCCUAAAGUGA
Molecule: messenger RNA, 1056 nt
Organism: Dovyalis caffra
Lineage: Eukaryota; Viridiplantae; Streptophyta; Magnoliopsida; Malpighiales; Salicaceae
Source: the annotation of a GenBank genome assembly